Triticum aestivum (bread wheat) is the source of this 2922-nucleotide messenger RNA. Its product is annotated as BTB/POZ and MATH domain-containing protein 1. Bases 528 to 2750 code for a protein of 740 amino acids. NCBI's taxonomy places the organism in Eukaryota, Viridiplantae, Streptophyta, Magnoliopsida, Poales, Poaceae. Gene Ontology annotation, molecular function: protein binding. The record is from RefSeq and is a predicted model, not a curated record. Gene Ontology annotation, biological process: protein ubiquitination. The transcript has 4 exons.
CAACGAACGUUCGCCGGUUAAGCGGGUCCUUUUCCAUGGCCCUCUUCCCACUACCCCCGGUCUGCGGCCGUCAACGCCAACCGCCGGCGCGAGCUUGCGACUUCCCCUCCUCCCGCUGCGUCGGCCUCCACCUCCGUACCUACUCCCCGGGUACCACCUCCCUCCUCUCUUUGGCCGCGGCGCCGCCUCCGCCAUAGUCCCUCUCCCCGGCCGCCGCUUGCACUGGAUAAGCAGGGUCCGGCUCGUCGGGGCCCAAAUCCGGCCGGCGGAGCGCCGUUCUGGCCGGAUUGAUCCUUUUAGCUGACGCCGGGAGGACCAACCAAUCGACCUCCCGCGCGCCGUCCUGUGCCGGUGCCGGUGCCCUCGCAAGCAAGGCCGCGACCAGGGCUAGCCGUGGCCCUCGUCGUCUCCUGUGCCGGUGCGACUCGCAAGCAAGGCCGCGACCAGAAGCACGUCCGGCGGAGGCAUCUACUCCACUGGCGCGAAACGCUGAAACUUCAGCUGUAAUCGCUCUCCAGGCUUUCGACAUGGAAAAUGCCUGCACAAACCUCAACCAGGUGGCCCGCGCGGUGCGCCUGCUCAAGAUCGAUGGGUUCAGCCUGACCGCGGGCAUGGGCGGCGACUACUGCCUCAAGUCCAUAUGGACUGUCGAUGGGUAUGAGCUGGAGGUCCUUAUCUAUCCGGGCACCACAUGGGUGGCUCUGAAACUCGUCUUUCUCAGCGAAGCCCGCACACAGUGGGGCGUGAGGGCGAGCAUGGCCUGUCAGCUCGUAGAUCUCAGCAGGGAGCUUGAGCCGUAUCACGAGUAUGGCGUGUCAGAGACCUUCUAUCAUCCCCAAGACUUCGGGGCAUUGGUCUUCAUGGACAGAAAUAAGAUACCAUCUGGUUAUAUCAAGGAUGAUAUGUUGACCCUGCGAUGCGCGAUCACGGUACUCAAGGAAUUACCAGCACCAACCAUCCCAGCUGAAGAAGUGAUCACCCAACCUUCCACCAACUUGCACCAGCACCUUGGCGAACUCCUGCAGAGCGAGAUGGGAGCCGAUGUCACGUUUCUUGUGUCUUAUGAGUCGUUUGCUGCACACAAGUACAUACUUGCCGCAAGGUCUCCGGUUUUCAAGGCCCAGUUCUUCGGAGACAUGAAGGAGAAGUGCUCGGCACGCGUGGAGAUCAAGGAUAUGGAGGUGGCGGCGUUCAGGGCCAUGCUCCACUUUAUUUACACUGACACGGUGCCUGAGCUUGAUAGACCGCUCGAGGAGGUGACGACGUUGGCUCAACAUUUGCUUGUCGCCGCUGACAUGUAUGGACUUGAGAGGCUCAAGCUGAUUUGUGAAAUAAAGCUCUGUGAUGGCAUCACUGUCGACACCGCAGCGACCACUCUUGCUUUGGCGGAGCAGCACAAUUGCUCCAAGCUCAAGGCCAAAUGUGUCGAGUUUAUCGUCAGCACACCUGCUGUUCUUGAGGCUGUGUUGGCGACAGAUGGGUAUAAGCACCUCGAAGCAAGCUGCCCUUUGGUCCUGACUGAGCUUCUCAAGUCUGUCCAUCUUAUCCGCCUCGCUCUCAUCGUCUCCUUCGCUGGUGCGACGCUGAGGCUACCUGACCGGUUCUUCUCUGGUGGCACCAAACACUCCCAGACCUUCGCCAUGGAAAAGGCCUGCACAAACCUCACCGAAGUCGUCCGUUCCGUGCGGCUGUUCAAGAUCGAUGGGUUUAGCAUGACCAUGGGCAUAGGCAGGGACUACAGCUUCAAUUCCAGAUGGAGUUUCGACGGGUAUGAUUGGGAAGUCCGUAUUUAUCCACGGACCAAUGAGGAAUUCAAUCGCUCCUGGGUGUCACUACGUCUUAUCUUUCUAAGUGAAGCCCGCACGUGUGCUGUGAGGACGACUCUACGCUGUUGCUUGGUAGAUCCAACAGGAAGGCUUAAGCCGUCUGAAGAAGAUUGCAGGUCAAUAAUAUUCAGGAAACCCCAAGAUAGCUCAUCUCAAGUGCCCCUCAUAACAAGAUGUGAACACCUCGAAUUAUCGGGUUAUGUCAAGGAUGACUCUUUUACUGUGCAAUGCACCCUUGAGGUUUUCAAGGAACUACCAGAUGUAGCAACGGUCUCCCUGAAAGAAGUGCAUCUCCCACCCUCUAACUUGCACCUGCAAUUUGCUCAGCUCCUUCAGAGCGAGACUGGAGCGGACGUCACAUUUCUCGUGUCUGGUGAGUCUUUUGCUGCGCACAAGCUCAUCCUCGCCGCAAGAUCCCCUGUUUGUAUGGCCGAGUUCUUUGGAGACAUGAAGGAGAAGUGCUCUCAGACUGUGGAGAUCAAGGACAUGGACGCUACCGUAUUCAAGGCCCUUCUUCAGUUCAUCUACACCGACACCGUGCCAGAAUUCGGACAACAGGUAGAGGCAGAUGUGGAGGCCAUCUAUACCGACACCAUGCCAGAAUUCGGACAGCAGGAGGCGGCGGUGACGGUGAUGGCUCAGCAUCUCCUUGCUGCCGCUGACAGGUAUGGACUGGACAGGCUGAAGCUCAUUUGCGCAGGCGAGCUCGCUGGUGGCAUCAACGUCAACACAGCAGCGACAACUUUGGCUUUAGCCGACCUGCACAACUGCCCGGAGCUCAAGGCGAGGUGUGUUGAGUUCAUCAUCAAAACUUCUGCCACUCUUGAUGCUGUGUUGGCGACAGAGGGGUAUAAGCACCUGGAGGCAAGCUGCCCUUUGGUGGUGAUUGACCUUUUCAAGGCUGCGCGUGGGAGAAAAAAUUGAAGCGUAUCUUGCUUGCGCUUUCCGGGCAUGUUUGUCUAGUAUACUACUAUAUUUUGUUGCCAACUAUUUCAACUUCACUUCGAUGUAAUUUUGUGCUAAAUGGUCUACUGUGAGUUUGUGCUCCUCGAUGGCAAGCAUUGACAAGGUGAUAGGCCCUGUUUGUUUGCGCUUA